This is a messenger RNA of Entelurus aequoreus (snake pipefish), 3549 nucleotides long. It is a transcript of the gene hps5, whose product is annotated as HPS5 biogenesis of lysosomal organelles complex 2 subunit 2. NCBI's taxonomy places the organism in Eukaryota, Metazoa, Chordata, Actinopteri, Syngnathiformes, Syngnathidae. The transcript has 23 exons. Gene Ontology annotation, biological process: developmental pigmentation. Gene Ontology annotation, cellular component: cytoplasm. Gene Ontology annotation, molecular function: protein binding. The record is from RefSeq and is a predicted model, not a curated record. Bases 159 to 3410 code for a protein of 1083 amino acids.
UUGCGGUACUUGAUCAACGUCAUCUUUAAUGGGCCGGCUUUGGCGUCCCUCCAUGUUAGAGCGAAACAUUUCGCUGCUCAGUCAGGAAGUGUUCACCAGCUGAGAGAAGCCGACCUGCUCAGCUGCCGCUUCCACGUUGUGGACGGUCAGCAGGGAAGAUGGCUCCGGUAGCAGUUGUGCCAGAAGUCCACAGUCACGUCCUGGCAGAGUUUGACUGCCUCGACCCGCUUCUCUCCACUCUCCGCUUAGACUCUGGCAGGCUAAAGUGCACAUGCUUGGCUGUGUCAAGGAAGUGGUUGGCAUUAGGAACAUCAGCCGGAGGACUGCACCUCAUUCAGAAGGAAGGCUGGAAACAAAGACUUAUACUUACUCACAAGGAAGGAUCGAUCACUCAGGUGUCGUGCUGUCCCCAUGAUGAAGACUUUGUUGCUGUUGCAACCAGUCAGGGUCUGGUGGUGGUGUGGGAGCUCCAGCUGGAGCGCCGUGGUCGCCCAGAGAGAGUGAGCGUGUCCUGGGAGCACAGGGGCCAGGCGGUCACCGCACUCUGCUGGGACACAAACACACUCAAAGUUUUUGCGGGUGAUUCGGCGGGCAAAGUGUCUUAUCUCCGUGCAGGAUCCUCAAAACUGGGAAAGGGUUCAGGUUUUGUGAUUUUUCCUGUUCAAACCGUCACUACAGUUGACUCUAAAGUGGUUCAGCUCGGCUACCAGGAGGGUCGACUGCUGGUGUCUUCUCUGAGUCGCUGUUACCUCUGUGAUACAGAGAGGGAGAAGUUUUGGCGUGUUGGGAACAAGGAGCGUGACGGGGAAUAUGGAGCUUGUUUUUUCCCCCAAAACAAGGGGUUGUUGGUGGGCCAGCCCCCCCUGCUGUACUGCGCUCGACCAGGGUCUCGGAUAUGGGAAGCCAGUUUUAACGGCGAGGUUCUGAGCACUCAUCAGUUCAAACAGGUGCUGGCCUGCCCCCCUCUACCUCUCAUCACAUACAGAAAUGAGCCACAAUACAAUCCAGAGAAGAGAAGCCCUCAGGCAAUCGCCUUCCCAAAACUGCUUUAUUUUGGAGACCAAAACCUGCUGACCUGGACUGAUUCAGCCAUUUAUAUUUUCACACCACAUAAUGGUCAAGUUCUGCUGUGGACAGAGGUCAAAGAUGUGCUUGAUGUCACAGUGUACCGCAAUGAGCUUUUCUGCCUCCAUGGUAGCGGUCGACUGUCCCACAUGUCCCUGCUGUCUGCGGAGCGCUGCGUUGAACGUCUUCUACGUCGCGAGUUAUGGCCUCUGGCUGCUUCUGUCUGCUGUAUGUUCCAGCACGCUAUCAGCAUCGGUCGGGCCAGAAAGUCAGUUCCCAUGGACCGCCUGGAACACCUUCGCUCUCAGCUUAGUUCCAACACACAUCAUGAGUUGAUUGGCCAGCUAGAGGAGGUGAUCACUAAAGUAGAGCCCUUGGACUCGGCCUGCAGCAGCCGAAGAAGCAGCAUCUCUUCACAUGAGAGCUUCAAUGUCCUGGACUGUGGGAUCUACCGAGUGAUUAGUCGCAGAGGAAGCCAGUCUGACGAGGAGACCUGCUCCCUCAUUAACCCUUCCACGUCUGAGGAGGAGCGGCUCAAGGAAUUCAGCUUUGUGCAAGAAGAAGACCAAGUGGAGCACGAUCCACAGAGCAGCGAGCGUACAGAAGCUGAGCGAUCCGAGCAGGGCCUGCAGUUCCACCUGCCCCUCUCCUUCCGACCCCGACCCCCUCGCAUGGCGCUGCAGGCCGUCAAAGACAGUGUUUCUAGUUUUGUUAAGAAGACAACUGAGAAGAUCAAUACGCUGCAGAUGAACUCUGAGCUUUGGCAACGACCCGACUCCAGCUCGCCGGCGGACAUGUCUGCCACCUCUGCUCCUUUCUCAGAGGACGGCGAUACUGAGGUUUAUGUUGACAUGCCCAACACAGAGUGUGACCUACUGGAGCUUCAGUCGGCCACAGAGCGAGCGAUCUCUCAGAGCCAAGAUCCCUUGAUGCUGCUGGAUCCAGAUGUCCUGGUAGAAACUCUGCAAGAGUGGUUGAAGGUGCUGGAGCGCGUCUUCGGGCCCGCUGAGCUUGUUGAGUCAGCUGCUGGAGGUCCUUCAGAUGUGGACCCAGCAGAGGAGUGUGAGAGAGGAGGAGCUGCAGAGAACCUUCCACAAGUGGAGCGUGACAGUCUGCUGACCUCAGAGAGCAAGACUCCUCCCCCAGAAUCUAUACGAGUGGUCUCACCUAAACCUGUACCACCUGAUCUGCUGGCUCAUCUCACCCAGCUGGCAACACUUUACACAGAAGUGAGCUGCUUCAGGAAGCAGGCAGACGAGCAAACACUCAGCUGCACAACCUUCAUGCGACGUUACUUCUUCCUGCUGGACCAGCAGCGUGUUAGAAACAUGUGUCUGAUGCAGGAGAAGCAGGAAGUGUACGCCUCCUUCAUUGAAGCCAUGAUAGCUGUCACUCAGUCCAGUAAGGUGGCAGAAGUCAUUCAGAGAGGAGAUUUGCUGAAAUCACUUCGCUAUCUGAGAGAACUGCAUCCAUGGAGUGCUCCUCAUCUCCUGGCUCACUGCCACAGGUUGUAUGAGAAACAUGGCGAGGCAGCUGUACGCUCCUUUCCACGGUUCUAUCCCACCAUCAUGCCUGCAGAUGUGAAGGUGAUGUCCCACAGAAGUCACUUUGUGGCCUACCUGAAUAACUUGGUUCUGGCCCAAGCUGAGGAGCACAAGUUGCCAUUCCUGCAGUCUCUUCUUGAACCUGAAUCACUGCGGCAGGAGUGGCUGGAGCUGGCACUUACCCAUGAUGCUCCUCAGCGCUGUGACACCCUCACACCUGACGGACACCCCAGGUGUAACGCUCAUUGUUUCACCUGGGGUUAUGGCCGCUUCCUGUCUCUGCUGAUCCGACUCCCUGCAGACUUGGCGUCCAAGCAGAAGAUGGCGGAGACCUGCCGCAGUCACGGGUACUGGACAGGAUAUCUCUCUCUCUGCUGUCAACUGCAACACUGCUCUGAAGCUUUUGCAACUAUUUGUCAGCUGGAUGACAUCAGCCUGCUGAAGGAGCCUGAAGGUGUGACACCUCAGAACUUGGACGAGUGGAGGCUCCUUAUUCAGUUGGCUCAGGACAGCAGCCGUGCAGCACAACAACUCGCCAAUGUCAACGGAGGCACUUUAUCCAACGGUUCAGCCGACUCGGCCAGAAAGGUCAGCCUGGAGAACCUGACCCUGCGUCUGGCCGGCACAGUCGGACCGCAGAGAGCCAUGGCCGUCCUGGAGGAGUGUGGACUUCACUUGGUACUUUCUUCUCACUCGCAACUGGUGUGUGAGCUGCUCAAGGUUGCUGAGAAAAGGCAGCGAGCGACCAUUCAGACUUUGCUUGAGCGCUGUGAUCGCUUCUUGUGGUCUCAACAUGCAUGAAGAUGAUCAACAAUGCCAACAUCUUACCUUCUAGUAAAGCUGUGCAUUCAUUUAUUUGAAUGAAGGUACUCGCCCAUAAAACUUUCAUUAUUUGCAGUGACAAUUUUCUUUUUGUUUGCAAAUAAAUGAAUGUACAGUU